AAUGAGGAAGAUGGCAAACCCGUCGACUAUUGAGACAGAGAGCUUUGCUUCCACAGCUUCAAUCUCAAAGGACCUCCCUGAAAACCAUGUCAAGCAUCUCCUUCAGUUUCUCAAAUUAUCGGGUGUUUCUGGCCCUCUUCCAGAUCACUGCAAUACUAAAGACUUCUACUCCUACCUCGUUCUCGGCAUCCUCAAGCCGCUCAACAUUCAUCGAGGCCGUGUCACCUGUCUUGUCUCCGUAAAGCCUGCUUUUUCUGGAAUGAUGUUUUUGUUCAUGAAUCUGCAGAACUUUUUUGGUGGAUUCCAUGGAGGAGCUAUUGCUGCUGUUGCUGAGGCUGUGGCGUUCGCCACUGCAAGAACGGUUGUGGCUGAGGAUAAGGAGCUUUUUCUAGGGGAACUAAGCAUCGCUUACCUCUCUUCUGCUCCAAAGAAUGCAGAGGUGAUAGCUGAUGGAUCUGUAGUGCGGAGUGGAAGAAAUCUGACUGUAAUAGCACAGGAGUUCAAGCUGAAGGAAACCGGGAAAUUGAUCUACACCGCUCGUGCUACCUUCUAUCACACGCCUGUUUCAAAAUUAUGAACUUGAAUGGAGUGUUUCUGCCUCACUUUGUACCUCAUGUCUCUGUCGUCCGACAUAUUACCAAUUGUGGUAAUAUGUAUAGGCGGCCUAUGUAUAGUUAGUCUUGAAUAAUAUUCUUUAGGAGGAAUGAGUACUUACUCCGUUACUCGUGCUAAAGCUUAUAUCUUUCACUGGAGAGGAAUGAAAACAUGGAGUUAUUAGGGUAACUAAAUCUUACGACAUGAAAACUCUGUAGUUCUGCUGAUAUCACUGAUGGGUCAGCUUCUCAUUUCUAUUUUCUGGUGAAUAUAUCAACUUCCCAU
Molecule: messenger RNA, 879 nt
Organism: Fragaria vesca subsp. vesca
Lineage: Eukaryota; Viridiplantae; Streptophyta; Magnoliopsida; Rosales; Rosaceae
Exons: 3
Coding region: 2-577 (191 amino acids)
Molecular function (GO): fatty acyl-CoA hydrolase activity
Source: RefSeq, a predicted model, not a curated record